Molecule: messenger RNA, 844 nt
Organism: Amoebophrya sp. A25
Lineage: Eukaryota; Dinophyceae; Syndiniales; Amoebophryaceae
Source: the annotation of a GenBank genome assembly
GAGGCAGACGAGUCCCCGGGCGAAGACUCUCCACACAGACAUGGCUAUGAUGUUGUGAUUUUGGACAUUUAGUAGGAUGAAUUUCUGUGGUUUUUCACGUACCCACUGGGCGUACAAUAUCCAUGAAGCAAGAUGUAGAAGGAAGUAGUUGCUGGUUCUCUCUUCUUAACCCCUGGAGUGGGUACAUUCAUUCAUUCAUUCAUCAUGUGGAUCAUAUGCUGGUCCUUAGAAGGUAAAACUCCUGAUCCCCGCUUCAUCCUUCGGCAUCAGACUCUGUCCGCCGUUCUUCCAAGGGCUCGCGAAAAAGUCGGAAAAGCCAACGCCUAGGAGUCUCUCAGGUUUGCCAAUCUUUUCUCUCACCGCGAGUCUUGUUAGCGAAUCUACGUGGUUUUCUGGCUCGCCUCAAUCCGUUGGAAGGAGAGAAGAACGACACCUAUUCCCGUAGUUCGGUCUUUUUCAGAGGCUACGUGGGUGCCAAUGGAAAGAACAUUAAGGGUUCGUCCCACAUUGCAUUCAUCUGGACUUGCAUGAUCCUUGAUGUUUUCUAAGAAGAAAACACGACUACAGGAAUGUUCUGAAGACCUCCAAGAACAGUCUAGCUUCAGCGGACAAGUGGCUCUCUGAUCCGUCUUUGAGCGCAGAAGAACGGGAGGAACAAGCGGAAAUCACCGCAAAGAUGCAACGAGAAGCGAGAGAGCGACAGCAGGCUAAGACACGCGAAGCAAGGGAAAAAGAGAAGCUGAUAUCAUCUUUGAGAGGUGAAAUUUUUGAUCCGAGUAUCACCUACUCGAUUUAUGACGUUUUUGAACCGGUCUUGUUUGGAAAUGGCAAGACGAGGAAGGGG